GAAUUGGUAGACAAUCGCUGUUUGGAGGUCGAACAACAAAUGAGGUGAGCGGAGAGCAAUUGCAGCGAAAGUGAUAUACCCUUGGAGUAAGCGGAUGCUCGGAGGAAUCGUCUCGGGCUCGAUACGAAGCACGCGACGCCACUUUGCUCUGCGUCAGCAAGCCCAAUCCUACGUCCAACUUAACCUCACUCCUGCCCAUAUCAUGUGGUGCUAGAAGCCUGGGAGAAAAGACCGGUGCAACAGACCAGGACCAGCUCGCAAGGAAGUCGCAAAGCAAUGGCGGCCUCCAAUGGAAGCUCCGACUGGCAGCCGCCGGAACUGCACGUCUCGCCGCCGACAUGGUACCAACUUCCGCUACAGAACAUGACGGCGACAAUACUCUUGGCCACUGUCGUUGUCAUCAUCGUCACUAGAAUCGCGAGCAGCAGCAACACCAAGUCAAGACAUCAAAAUGGCGCUCUCACAGUACCGGCUCAUCCAUACUGGCUCCCUCUCCUUGGCCAUAUUCCCCAAAUGGGCUUGGAUGGAGAGUCAUUCCUGAAUGGACUUCGCUCGAUCUACCGAAACGGAGCAUUCGCGUUGAACUUCGGCGGCAGUCGUCACAAUAUUGUGUACACGCCAGGCCAUGUCACUGCUCUGAUAAACGCGAAGAAGGAGAACGCAGACGCGGAAACGGUGGCCAAGAAAUUGAUGAUCAACCUCUUCUGCUUUCCGAAAAACGAGUUCGACAAGUACGAUGCAGCGUACAAGGAGCUGGUCGAAUGUUAUCGAGAGAUCCUCACCAAUCCUGGAUUGGAGCACAUGAUGAACAACACAGCACGUCGCGCACAAGACAACAUCAACAACUUGGUCUCCUACCUCGAAAGUCCCGUUGACCAGAUGCCAUGGGAAAAGAAGGCCAACACUGUUCUCCUGGUCGACGAAGCAGACGGCAAAUCAGCUCCUCCUUCAGUCGUUGAAGCUAGCCUCUUUCCUCUUCUUAGAGAUUUCGUCGCUUGGACAGCGGUCCCCUCGAUCGUGGGUACAGACUUCCUCGCCAACUACCCAGAAUUCAUCCAAGACGUCUGGACCUUCGACAUGGGUUUCCUCAUGAUGGCCGCAUCUCUCCCCCGAUGGCUUCCCAUUCCCGCUCUAACUCGCGCACACAUCGCCCGAAAGGCCUGCGUUGAGAAAUUAGACACCUUCCACGAGAACCUAGAAAAGUACUUCGAAGGUCAACCUCUCGAAUCAAAAUGGUCUUCGCUCGACGACAUCAGCACCCUAAUCCGCGCCCGCACAGAAGUCUACCGCAAACACAACUUCUCCAUCCGCGCCCGAACAGCAAUCGACUGGGCUCUGAUGUGGGCAGCGAACGCAAACUCUAACUCCUUCGUCUUCUGGAUGAUCAACAGAAUCUACGAUGACCGCGUCCUGCUCGCUCAACUUCGAGAAGAAAUUGCACCCUACGUGACAAUAACUCAAGAACGCACCGGUCUACCCAUCGAGCCUUCACCCCAAAUCACAAAAAUCGAUGUCGAUCGUUUAUGUGAUUCUUGUCCUCUUCUCAAAAGCGUCUACGUCGAAACUUUACGCCUCGACACAGCCCCCUGGUCCUUCAAAGCCGUAAACCAAGACUUCAUCCUCCAAUCCCGCGAAAAAGGCGCCGAACCUCUCCUCCUUCGAAAAGGCGAAUACGUUCACGCCGCGCAUGAUCUUCACAAUACCGAUCCAAACUACUGGAACGAUCCCAUGACUUUCAAACCCGAUCGUCAUAUCAAGAAAGACUCGGACGGAAAAUCUACGGCUGAUUUGGGUAGUAUUCGACCUUAUGGUGGUGGGGCAAGUAUGUGUAAAGGUAGAGCUUUUGCGUUGAAGGAGGCGAUGACGUUUACUGCGACGAUUAUUUCUUUGUGGGAGAUUGAGCCGAAGGGUGGGGGGAAGUGGAAGAUGCCGAAGCAUAAGAAGGCUACGGGGACGUAUACUACGACGGAGGAUACGAGGGUUUGGAUUAGUAGGAGGAAGUUGGAUUUGUGAGUGGAAGAGAAGAGAAGAAGAGUUCUUGGGUUCGGUGAGCGGGAUGAUAUGGUGUUGUUCGGUGUUCACUGGAUAGAUCUCUCGUCGUCGAUAUGCUGAUGAGGCUGGUCGAUAGUAUUGCGCUCAUGGGAUGUUUAGGAGAGUCCUGCAAAGUGACCAGACGCGUGUUAUAUCUGAACUUCACCUCUCUUUAGAGCUCGCGUGCCCUUUCCGUCCGCUCGAGGGUACCCAAGGUUGCGCCUU
Molecule: messenger RNA, 2256 nt
Organism: Cercospora beticola
Lineage: Eukaryota; Fungi; Ascomycota; Dothideomycetes; Mycosphaerellales; Mycosphaerellaceae
Product: cytochrome P450
Molecular function (GO): oxidoreductase activity, acting on paired donors, with incorporation or reduction of molecular oxygen; heme binding; iron ion binding
Source: RefSeq, a predicted model, not a curated record